This is a messenger RNA of Serendipita indica DSM 11827, 582 nucleotides long. The record is from the annotation of a GenBank genome assembly. NCBI's taxonomy places the organism in Eukaryota, Fungi, Basidiomycota, Agaricomycetes, Sebacinales, Serendipitaceae.
AUGGAACAACAGCAACGACCAACGAUUCCACAGAUUGACAUCGAGGCGCCCGUGGGCAAGCCUCCGUCCCAGUUUUUUGCGGAUAUCGAAAGAAACACCAACUUCAACUCUGCAGAACUUGAGAGGCUAAAGAAGCGAUUCCUCAAGCUCGAUGCGGAUGGAUCUGGCUCGAUAGACCGCGAAGAAUUCCUCAACAUCCCCCAAAUUGCAAGCAAUCCAUUGGCUAGCCGAAUGAUUGCCAUUUUCGACUCGGAUGGAGGAGGAACGGUUGAUUUCGAAGAAUUCGUCGGAGGGCUGAGCGCAUUUAGCAGUCGUGGUGGCCGCGAGGAAAAGCUGCGCUUUGCGUUCAAGGUCUAUGACAUGGAUAGGGACAAUUACAUUUCCAACGGCGAGCUCUUCCUCGUGCUCAAGAUGAUGGUUGGCAACAAUCUCAAGGACGCCCAGUUGCAGCAGAUUGUGGACAAGACGAUCAUGGAAGCUGACAAGGAUGGAGAUGGCAAGCUGAGCUUUGAGGAGUUUAGCGCGAUGGUAUCGAAUACGGUCAGCCGCCCCUUUCUCUCGAGUGCGGCCCUUGAUCACUAA